GAUUACGACUUAGAAAAAGAUAAGAAGUAUAAAAAGAAAAUUGUGUUUCACUAAGAAUUUAAAGUUAAUCAGUUGCAGGUUGAUUCGAACUUUUACAACUAUAAGGCAUCAGUUUACUGCGUAAAAAUAAUUAUUUUUUUCAGACUCCUGAAAACAGUCUAAAAUGAGCAAAAAAGAAGCUCCGGUUUAUGCAACUUCAAGUACGAUGUGUUCAUUUUCAGAAGAUCGUAAAGACCGUAACCCAUCAACUGUCUUAAAAGGAAUAAGAAUUGUCGUGGGAUUAGAAAACAGUAAAUUACCAUCUGAAGAACCUUCUAUGCUUCGUAAUUAUUUAAACAAAGAAUGUUACCAAUGUAGUGAAACACUUACAUUCAUUGGUAAUCGACGUCACUGCCGAGUUUGUGGAGAAAUAUUUUGUCCAAAUUGUUGUUGCUAUGACAUGCCUGGAAUGUUUAUGAACCGAAUAGGUCAUUUGAGAGUAUGUUCCUAUUGUUGUAAAACAAUGCUUAACUAUUUACAAUUAUCUUCUGACAUAAAAAAUAACCUUUCUAUUGGAUUGAAAGUUCUUAAAGAAAAUCUUGAAAAGCAUUAUGGAUAAUUAUAAUUUGAUUUAUAAAUAAAUAUUUUAUAUGCCGGUGAUUCUCCCGAAAUACUCCUUUUUGUGAGUUGUAAACGGAAAGAAAAUAAAUUAGUAUUUUUGGAUUAA
Molecule: messenger RNA, 706 nt
Organism: Leptopilina boulardi
Lineage: Eukaryota; Metazoa; Arthropoda; Insecta; Hymenoptera; Figitidae
Product: putative 1-phosphatidylinositol 3-phosphate 5-kinase
Exons: 4
Coding region: 164-598 (144 amino acids)
Molecular function (GO): metal ion binding; 1-phosphatidylinositol-3-phosphate 5-kinase activity
Source: RefSeq, a predicted model, not a curated record